Molecule: messenger RNA, 5722 nt
Organism: Chroicocephalus ridibundus (black-headed gull)
Lineage: Eukaryota; Metazoa; Chordata; Aves; Charadriiformes; Laridae
Gene: OLFML1
Product: olfactomedin like 1
Exons: 3
Coding region: 259-1452 (397 amino acids)
Biological process (GO): signal transduction
Source: RefSeq, a predicted model, not a curated record
UUCUAGAAAUAAACACAUUCAGUCCCUCUUCCACGACUUUAUUUUUUUAAUGAUAAAAGGCAACAGCCUUUUAAAGUCUUUUUAAUACUUGCAGAAACAGUAACUUUUUAGUAAUUUUUAGUAUUACUUUUUCACAUCACGGCAUCAGACAACUGUUUAAUUUAAUUUAAUCCUGGACUGUCAGUAGUGUUUGGGAUUGCCCUACACACACACACACAAUUAAUUCAAUACUAUUUUGCUUCAAAAUUUUAUGAAACAAUGGUAGUCUUGCAACUCCGAUUUUUAUUAGUUCCAUUCCUCACAAGCGUCAUGGGAGCAGCACAAUAUAUGAUGCAAGACGCAGCUCUGAUGAACUACAUCGACCGGCGUUUCCUAUCUUUAGAGAAGAGGCUGGAAAAAUGCAACCAAGACAUACUGGAUUAUGUGGAAGAAUUCCGAGACUUUUCAAAGAUGGUACUGUCACGCCUGGCAGGACUGAACAAUCAUAAGGCUGAGGUUAAAAGUGAAGUAGAGAAUUUGCUAACAAGAAUUGAACGAGCACAAAGGGACAUUGACUAUUUUGGAUCUGUCACAGAUUCUAAUACAUGUACAGAAGUGCAUGAAGACCUGGUGAAACAACAGCUAUUUGAAGAAGCGGAAGAAAAAAAGAAACUUAAACUCAUGCUUAAUGCAAGUUGUGACCACAUGCUUGCGGGUAUUAAGUCCCUAAAGGUAGUUAAGAAGACUGGAGAUAAGCAUGGCUCUUGGAUGAAAGAUCCUGGCAAAAAGCAUAUGAAGAUUUAUUUAUUAAAUGGUUCUGUAAAUAAUGUUAUUUUUGAAUUUGCAAAUAUCAUGACAUUCAUGGAAAGUAAUCAUACACUAAAAGCUCGCAGAGUCACCUUGCCAUUUCCCUGGGAAGGAACUGGCCACAUCAUAUAUCAGGGUUUCCUGUUCUAUCACAGAUACGGCUCCUUAAACGAGAUAAUUAAAUUCAAUAUCCAGAAAAGAAAUAUAACUGACCAAAUGCUACUGCCAGGGGCUGGAAGGAUUCCAGCCUAUCAGCUUUCUCCAUCUACGAAAAUAGAUCUUGCCCUUGAUGAGCAAGGGCUCUGGGCAAUCCAUGCAGAACCAGAGACUGGAGGAAACAUUGUAAUUACUAAAAUCAACCACAUAACCAUGGCAAUAGAGCACACUUGGGACACAUCAUGCAAUAGCAAGGAUGCUGAAGCAGCUUUCAUGGCAUGCAACACACUCUAUGUUGUCUACAACUUACCUAGUGGAGGCACCUCUCGCAUACAAUGUGUUUAUGAUGUUUUGGAUGCUGUAAAUACUUAUGAAAUCCCAGUAUUGCAUUUUCCAAAACGUCAGGGUAGCCAUUCCGCCAUACAUUACAAUCCUAAAGAAAAGCAACUCUUUGCUUGGGGUGAUGGAUCCCAGAUCAUUUACAAGCUUCACACAAAGCAAAAAGUUUAGAAUCUUGAGCAACUUUUCAAAUACACUUAAAAACUAUCAGUCCUAUGUCAAUAUGGUCAUCAAAGCAUAUUAAAAUUACAUUAUUCCCAUCUGUUACAACUUUCAUCUAUUUUACAUAAAUUUAGGCUUACAUACCCUAGUGAUCUUAAACUAAUGUCCAAUUAAGAAUAUGUGAAGACUCCAUUAAUAUGAAUUACAUGAUGACUAAAUACCACACAUGUACAACUCACACACACAAAUUAAAGACUAAGGUUAAUUAAAAAAAAUAAUAAUCCAUCUCUGACAUGUUCUCUUCCUAUCUAAACUACGUAUUCUGCAUCAGUGUCGUGGAAAUCAAGUCAAAAGUCCUUCCUGUCCAAUACAUGUUAUCUGACAAUCUUCACUACCCUGAAGCUCACUGUAGGAAGCCCUCUUGUGAGCACUAUAAAAUCACAUGCUUCCAGAGAAAUUAUCUAUAAGUUUUUAACAGGAGAGGUUUAUUUUACCACAAAGCUUAAGAGUAUACAACCUCACAAACAUGAUUUAUUUUUAACAUACUGUUCAUGUACAUUACAAGUCUGUUCCUAAUCAUCGAACCUCUAGACUAUUUCCAUGAAAUUUCCACAUUUUUGUUAUACACAUAGCUGUACAGUCCAUUUUUGAUCCUGCUAACAUAUUUGCUACCACCAAAUAUCCACUUUUAUCAGCUUCAAUUUGCCACCUUCCAAUUUUUUUCAGUGUAUCACUGCUUUUAUAUCAGAAGGAAUGUUUCUAAAUGAUCUGUUCUGUACCAUAUUCUAUUUUUAAGUGUUUUACAUAUCACUCUAAUUGUUUCCUUUCUUAUUAGUCCUCUCUCAGCAUUUAGUUGUGAGGCAUUUUCUCAAUAGUUCAAAUCACUUCAAUUGCUCAUAGCAGAAUCUUUCUUAUCCUAUCCUCUGAUCCGUUUUCUGAUCAGUCCUGGUUUUGUGAGUAACAGAUAAAAAACAGGUAAAUACAAACACAUUUUUGUUUCAAAAACAGUAUUAAAAAAUCCAAACAAACCUUACAGUUUUACUUGUGAAAUAUAGGUAUUGGCUGUAGGUUUUGGAUUUUAAUGACAGCUGCGUUUCUGUUUAAUAACCAAAAAGAAAUUAAAAAAAAAAAAACAAAACCCCACAAAAAAUGGUGCUUGAAAAGCAAUCCAUAGCUAUUUCUACAGAAAGCCCAUUUUGUUCUUUACACUGAAAGAGCUGUUGUUCUGUUUAAAAACAGCUUCAACAGAACAGCCAAACAUCAGGGAAUGAUUUUGAAAAGGAGUUCCAGAAUACAACAAAGAGCAUACGGACUGCUGAGUUGCAAUAGUGCUACUCUGCUUUUAGGAAAAGAAAUUAUAUCGUUCUAAGCAGCCUUAAUGACUAGAGCACUACUUCUGUGUUACAGAAGCCAUAGGAAGCACAGUUAAGGCAUCCUCAGGCUGAAUGUAAGGUGAGCUGGCACCGGUUUCCUGUGCGACCAUGAGUCAAAGGCAGAUUCAAAUAUUUAGACUUUUAUUCCUCUUCUGUAAAAUUACAAACAGAUAAAUACAAAAUGGUAUUAGCCACUUCAGAAUCCUUCGAGAUCCUUUACUGCAAAAGGAUGUGUAAUUUUCUUUACUUAAUAAAUAAAUGGUUUUGAUGUAAAUAUGGAUUGAGUCUGCUCUUUAGAAAAGGCAUUCUUGGAAUAUGCUAUGUGCCGCACUACUACGCAACAGAGAAAGCCUACGGUAUUGUUCCAUAUAGAGAUUUCAACGAGCAAUCCUCAAAAGUUCAGACAGGGUCCUUUCUGAACCUUGCAGCCCUGGAAAUCCAAGCUUCAUAAUGACUUAAGAGGUACCACCUAGUUUCGAUAACAGGCGAAAGUUUUGUAUGGAUGAGCGUCACUAGAUUAUCUCAUAUUGUACAGAAUGCAAAAGAAAUGAAAACAAAUAAAACAGAAUAACAAAGUUUUCACAAAUCUCAAAAUUGAGGUUCAGUUACAAGGAGGAUCAAAUUUUCAAGCCUUCUAGUUUCAAAAAUGUAUAUGAACAAUCAAAAAAUUAGAAGAGCUGGAAUUUCCAAAUGUUAAUCCUGAUACUGAUUUGUGGGCAAACCAUUUAUGUACAGUCAUAAGAGAACAAGGAUAGAGGAGGCAUUGUUGAACUAGCCUGUCUCAACUCUUCUUUAAACCCUUUAAUAAUAGGGACUUCACAACUUUCCCAGGGAAUUUACUCCAUCAAUUCACAAGCCAGUGGCUGUAACAUUUUUCCUAAAGCACAACUACAGUUUGCCUUGCUUCAAUGCAGCCCCAUUGAUUUUUGUCCUGUCCAGCAUAAGAAUGUAAGAGUAGCCUUAUUUAAUCAACCAGAGAGUUAUCCAACCCUAAUAGCCAAUCUCAAAGAGCUACCAAGAAAGAAUACAUAUGGAAGAGCAUAAGAAUAGUGCAAACAUGUAUCCCUCUAGUGAUUCAUGCCAGAGGCAGUCUUUGUGAUCAAUAUCGCUGAAGACUUGUCUUUCAUGAAUUUCACAGAGUCAUGGAAUGGUUUGGGUUGGAAGGGACCUUUAAAGGCCAUCUAAUCCGAUCCCCCUGCAAUAAGCAGGGACAUCUUCAACUCGAUCAGGUUGCUCAGAGUCCUGUCCAACCUGACCUUGAAUGUUUCCAGGGAUGGGGCAUCUACAAUAUCUCUGGGCAACCUGUUCCGGUGUUUCACCACCUCAUAAUGCUUCAGUCUUCCUCACAUUCUUCUGCAACACAAAAUAGAUUAGGCUACUGGUCCUGCAGCAUAGAAUAAGCUGGGAAAUGGGCUGUAGAUAGGGAUAGCAUACAAUAUUUUUUGCCUGUAGACUCAACAGCUUCUUGGCCUUACAGCAGCAAUGGCACAGUUGCGAAAGAGUCACCUGUGUGAAUAUGGCCUGUUCUGCUGAUCCAUUAACAUUCAGGCCAGAGAAAGAAGGCAUACUUUCUCCUCCAGCUUCCUGAUAAUCUCAUAAAUAUAUAAGGAUUUGAUUAAUUUUCAGAACUGGUAGCACAAAACAGGUAUUUUUGAGAAAGUCAGAAGAGACAUUUAGUUAACUCUGGGAUGACAAGGGGCAAAAAUAAGGAAUGUUUGUUCAGAAUCGGAAAGAAUCACAAAUAUCUGAACUGAAUAACAUGCUCCAAGACACCAGUCUCACAAAAGCAAGGAGAAAGUGCUGUUGGCAAGGCAGUAGUAAGCCAUAACAAGACUGCAUGAAAGAGGGCACUGGCUUCUAGUUCAGGUAGAUGGUAUGAUUGAUUGUUACCAUAGGAAUGAUAUCAGUACAAGGAGAUGAACACUGAGAGUCUUCAUUGGGAAAAAAAACCAAACACAUGAAUGACAGUUUACGACCUCUACCUUCACCAUCUAGAUAAUAUCCACUAUUGUCCCUAUUACUCAAGUCGUUCCAUGUUGUGCUUUCUCUGUGUGCCUGUUUAAUCUGAAUCACUGACUUUUUACUUUUCCAGUGCUGCAUUUUCAUUUUCAGACUGUACAGACAGGUCCUCUUGGGUUGGCUCUUCUGCUUCACUGCAGAUCUCAGAGUUAAAACCAGGGUUCUCCGCUAUGGCAGGAUCGUCAUCUUUUUAACAACAGCAGCAAUCCUCAGUUCUUUGGCUGUGAUAAAGGUCCCUCUCCUCUUCACUGAUGUCAGUUACCUCAUCCUUUUUCUGCAUUAAGUCAUAACCACCCCUCCCAUGGUGAGAUCAGAUAGCAGGUUUCAUUGCACGCACAGAUACUCCUCAUCUUCCAUGCCCUCCAUUCUUUGUUCCAGCUCUUCUGCAGAGGGCUGGGUCAGGUCAGGAUAAUCUACAAGGAUUACAUCCUGUUUGCACUUGAAGCAAUCAAAAUUAUCAUAGACAGGAGGGGCUUAAGGCCUCUCUGAUUUAUUGACACCUGUAUGAUGAAUUUAAGCUUCCCGACAGCAGCGUGCUUUCUUCUUUGGAUUUUGUGGAUGCUAAGGAUCUGUGGACUGUAUGCUAAAAGCAACUGCUUUACUAGUAUAGCAGAGCUUGAUGCUAUAAGCACGGUGUAAAUUAUGCCAGUAUAACUGGGUUCAUUUUUACAGCGCCAGAGAUAUGCUUCUUUGCCAGCAAAUAAUAUUCCUUUCUCUUUAUCUUCUUCAUUUAUAUCUGUGUGGGUCUGGAGGAUGAGAGCUCCUUUCAGCAUUCAUGCAAGCAGCCACCAUGUAAGAAAAACACACAGAACACAUUUAUUACGCAUGGGUUUAUCACUAAGCAAUGCAACUAUUACAUGCUUACUGUCAUCAUGCUGUGUAACAGU